GUGUGUGUCUCCCUGUGUGUGUCUCUCCCUGUGUGUCUGUCUCUCCCUGUGUGUGUCUGUGUGUGUGUCUCUCCCUGUGUGUGUGUGUGUCUCUCCCUGUGUGUGUGUCUCUCCCUGUGUGUGUGUGUGUCUCUCCCUGUGUGUGUGUCCGUCCCUGUGUCUCUCCCUGUGUGUGUGUGUCUCUCCCUGUGUGUGUGUCCGUCCCUGUGUCUCUCCCUGUGUGUGUGUGUCUCUCCCUGUGUGUGUGUCCGUCCCUGUGUCUCUCCCUGUGUGUGUGUGUCCCCCUGUGUGUGUCUCUCCCUGUGUGUGUCUCUCCCUGUGUGUGUGUCUCUCCCUGUGUGUGUGUGUCUCUCCCUGUGUGUGUGUCCGUCCCUGUGUCUCUCCCUGUGUGUGUGUCUCUCCCUGUGUGUGUGUCUCUCCCUGUGUGUGUGUCUCUCCCUGUGUGUGUGUGUGUCUCUCCCUGUGUGUGUGUGUGUGGUGUCUCCCUGUGUGUGUCUCUCCCUGUGUGUGUGUCUCUCCUGUGUGUGUGUCUCUCCCUGUGUGUGUGUCUCUCCCUGUGUGUGUGUCUCUCCCUGUGUC
Molecule: messenger RNA, 579 nt
Organism: Bufo gargarizans (Asiatic toad)
Lineage: Eukaryota; Metazoa; Chordata; Amphibia; Anura; Bufonidae
Product: keratin-associated protein 5-1-like
Exons: 2
Source: RefSeq, a predicted model, not a curated record